UGGAUGGUUUCUAGCCUGCUUCCAAACCCCACCUCGGCUGAGUGUUGGGCAGCACUUCUACAUGAUCCUAUGACGCUUGAUAUGGACGCAGUCCUGUCAGACUUUGUUCGGUCCACGGGGGCAGAACCUGGUCUGGCCAGAGACCUGCUGGAAGGCAAAAACUGGGACCUGACAGCUGCUCUAAGCGACUAUGAGCAACUCCGACAGGUGCACACAGCCAACCUGCCACAUGUGUUCAAUGAAGGGAGGUGCCCCAAGCAGCCUGAGCGGGAGCUGCCCCAGCCUGGGCACAAGGUGGAGCGGCCCUGCCUGCAGAGGCAGGACGACAUUGCCCAAGAAAAGCGACUUUCCCGGGGGAUUUCUCACGCCAGCUCAGCCAUUGUCUCCUUGGCCCGGUCACACGUAGCAAAUGAAUGCAACAAUGAACAGUUCCCUCUGGAGAUGCCAAUCUACACAUUCCAGUUGCCAGAUCUGAGUGUGUACAGUGAGGACUUCAGGAGCUUCAUCGAGCGGGACUUGAUAGAGCAGGCAACGAUGGUAGCUUUGGAGCAGGCAGGUCGCCUGAACUGGUGGUCCACCGUGUGCACGAGCUGUAAACGGCUUCUUCCUUUGGCCACGACAGGGGAUGGGAACUGCCUUUUACAUGCCGCCUCACUGGGAAUGUGGGGGUUUCAUGAUCGGGACCUGGUUUUACGAAAAGCUCUCUACACCAUGAUGAGGACGGGUGCUGAGCGGGAAGCCCUGAAGCGGAGGUGGAGGUGGCAACAGACACAGCAGAACAAGGAGGAGGAGUGGGAGCGAGAGUGGACGGAGCUGCUGAAGCUGGCCUCCAGCGAGCCACGUACACAUUUCAGCAAGAAUGGUGGCACAGGUGGAGGUGUGGACAACUCUGAGGACCCUGUGUACGAGAGCCUGGAGGAGUUCCACGUUUUUGUCUUAGCCCAUAUACUAAGAAGACCGAUUGUCGUCGUGGCAGAUACAAUGCUGAGAGACUCAGGUGGAGAGGCCUUUGCACCCAUCCCAUUCGGAGGAAUUUACCUGCCUUUGGAGGUACCUCCCAACAGAUGUCACUGCUCACCUCUGGUUCUAGCCUACGAUCAAGCGCAUUUCUCAGCUCUCGUGUCCAUGGAACAGAGAGACCAGCAAAGAGAACAAGCUGUGAUCCCCCUGACAGAUUCUGAGCACAAGCUCCUACCCCUGCACUUCGCGGUGGACCCAGGGAAGGACUGGGAGUGGGGGAAAGACGACAAUGAUAACGCCCGGCUAGCCCACCUCAUCCUGUCGCUAGAAGCCAAGCUGAACCUUCUCCACAGCUAUAUGAAUGUGACAUGGAUCCGGAUCCCUUCAGAGACCCGGGCUCCCCUGGCGCAGCCAGAGUCCCCAACCGCAUCAGCUGGGGAGGACGUGCAGUCCCUGGCCGAUUCCCUUGACUCAGAUCGUGACUCCGUGUGCAGCAAUUCCAACAGCAAUAAUGGCAAGAAUGGCAAAGACAAAGACAAGGAGAAACAGCGCAAAGAGAAGGACAAGACCCGAGCGGACUCGGUGGCCAACAAGUUAGGCAGCUUCAGCAAAACCCUGGGCAUCAAGCUAAAGAAAAACAUGGGUGGCCUGGGAGGCCUGGUACACGGUAAGAUGGGCCGUGCCAACUCCUCAAAUGGCAAGAACGGAGACACAGCCGAGCGCACCAAGGAGAAGAAGACCAAGUCUCGCAAGGGCAGCAAAGAGGAAUCCGGUGCAUCAGCAAGCACAUCGCCGUCAGAGAAGACCACGCCAUCGCCCACGGACAAAGCGGCAGGCUCAUCCCCGGCUGAGAAGGGAGGCGGGACAAGGGGUGACGCCUGGAAGUAUAGCACUGACGUGAAGCUGAGCCUCAACAUUCUGCGCGCUGCCAUGCAAGGCGAGCGCAAGUUUAUCUUUGCCGGUCUGCUGCUCACCAGCCACCGGCACCAGUUCCACGAGGAAAUGAUUGGCUACUACUUGACCAGCGCGCAGGAGCGUUUCAGUGCGGAGCAGGAGCAGCGGCGCCGCGACGCCGCGGCCAAUGCAGCCGCCGCCGCCGCUGCCACCUCCACAACCAAACGGCCGCAGCGCAGGCCAGAGGCCGAGGGCACUCCGGGAACUGAGCGUGCCUCUCCGGGCCCGCCGGCCGGGCAGCCCACGCAGCUGGUGCUUAAGCUCAAAGAGCGCCCGAGUCCAGGGUCCGCAGGGGGCUCGCGGGCGGCAAGGGUGGCAGCGGGCGGCACCGCCUCUCCUAGCAGCGGCGGCACCCGGCGUGCAGGCGCCAGCGGACAGACCCCUGGCCGAAGCCCGCCGGCGCCAGCGCGCCAGAGCGUCAUCCACGUGCAGGCGGCGGGCGCCCGGGACGAGGCCUGCGCACCGACAGUGGGCGCAUUGAGGCCAUGCGCCACGUACCCGCAGCAGAACCGCUCGCUGUCUUCGCAGAGCUACAGCCCGGCGCGGGCCGCUGCCCUGCGUACGGUCAAUACGGUUGAGUCGCUGGCGCGCGCUGUGCCCAACACCCUCCCCGGCGUCACAGGAGCCACAGCAGCAGCCGAGCACAAAUCGCAGACCUAUACAAAUGGCUUUGGCGCUACCCGCGACGGCCUGGAGUUCGCAGACGCCGACCCGCCAGCCGCACGCUCGAGCUCGAACGGUGAGUGCGGUCGCAGCGGUCCUGGGCCGGCGCAGCGGCGUUGCCAGCGCGAGAACUGUGCGUUCUAUGGGCGCGCGGAGACGGAGCACUACUGCUCGUACUGCUACCGCGAGGAGCUGCGGCGGCGGCGCGAGGCACGCGGGCCACGGCCCUGAGCGCGUGGUGUGCGGGCGGCGAGGUUUCCCCCAAAAGGAUUUCUUUUCCAUUCUGUCGGUGUCUUUUUUACAUGCUCUGGUCAACCGAAAGGCCGGCGCCUCCUCUGUCAGUGCCGUGUACGUGUUUGGUCAAACGUUCCUAAUGGUGCCUGAACCUACACUGACGCCACUCAGGUAGUAGACGGAUAGGAAACAAGUCAUACUGUUGGAAGUGGGUGUGCUAGCCUAGCA
This is a messenger RNA of Marmota flaviventris (yellow-bellied marmot), 3039 nucleotides long. The record is from RefSeq and is a predicted model, not a curated record. NCBI's taxonomy places the organism in Eukaryota, Metazoa, Chordata, Mammalia, Rodentia, Sciuridae.